AUGCGCAAGUGGAUGUUGGAUGAGGAGUCGGCUGGUGACAGCAGCGACAACGAGUACUACGAGAUCUUGGAGCUGUACCACGAGCGCAAGGCCUACGUGACCAACCGCCACACCCGCCGCUGCACCGUGUACCGCAUCGAGCAUCCCUUCUACCAUCAUGACAUCUCCCCCAACGCCACUUUCACUGGCUACGAGACCUUGGGCUCUUACCCCGACCAACUGACCCUCACCCAGUGGUUCGACCCCCGCUACUCGUUUGAGUACGCCCCAGCCGUCCGCUACCAAACCUUUACCCACGAUUGCGUCCCCGUUCGCGAUGACAAGAUGGGCGACUCUUUCGGUUUUGUGUAUGAGGAGUUUGCCGAUGUUACCAUUGGCCGAACACAAGUAGUGAGACAGCCAGGCGUCAAGAAGAUCCAGCGUGAUCGCUACAAAGAUGAGGGCCUGGUUCAGCAGAUCAUGGAUGCUGAUCUGGCUUGGCGCCAGACCGCUUUCAAGCGUGACCUUUACAGCAAGGUUAAAAAUGCUACAGCCAAGACCGUGGGCGCCAAAAUGAAGGCCAAGGAGGCUGUCGGCGAUUCAGACGCCCUGCCGGCCAACAUCACGACCGCUCUGAUGGACGACCCCAAGGCUCUGACCGCCGAAGUUUUGGGAGGCCUCACCGUGACGCAGCUGCGCAAGCUCUCGGGAUUCAUCGAUGAGGCACGCAAGACUGUUGAACAGCAAGCGGCGGAGCUUGAGGCUCAGCGUGAUGAGCUCUUGCGUUCCGUCGGCAACGUGCUGCACCCUUCGGUCCCCAUCUCCGACAACGAGGACAACAACCUUAUCCUCCGCACCGUCGGUGAUGCGGCUGUGAACCAGACCCGCAAGGAGUAUUCUCACGUCGACCUCAUUACCAUGAUUGAUGGCGUCGACACUCAGCGUGGCACCGUCGCCGCCGGCUCACGCUGCUACUACCUGAAGGGUGCUGCCGUGGCUUUGGAACAGGCCCUGUGCGCUUUCAGCGUUCAGUUCCUCAUGGACCGUGGCUUCACUGCUCUCUCACCACCUCUCUUCAUGCGCAAGGAGGUCAUGCAGGAGGUGCGGACCUUGGAGUUUUGUUUGGUCGCAACCCGUGUAAUGUGUCACACUGACAGGUUUCGCAUGUUUCUGAGGACACAGGUGGCGCAGCUCAGCCAGUUUAACGAGGAGCUGUACAAGGUCACGGGCAAGGCUUCAGAGCGCGCCGAGGAUGCCGAGGUCGAAGAAAAAUAUCUCAUCGCGACUGCUGAGCAGCCCAUUGCUGCCUUCCACCGCAACGAGUGGAUCAACCCAGAGGAGCUGCCGCUGCGCUAUGUUGGUGUGUCCGAGUGCUUUCGCCAGGAAGUCGGCUCACACGGCCGUGACACGCUGGGCAUCUUCCGCGUGCAUCAGUUCAAGAAGAUUGAGCAGUUUGUGAUCUGCAGCCCCCAUGACGACAUCUCUUGGAAGCUGAUGGAUGAGAUGCUGGCCAACGCCGAAGACUUUCUCAAGGCUAUUGGUCUGCCCUACCAGGUCGUCAGCAUCGUGUCCGGUGCCCUUAACCUGGCCGCGGCCAAGAAGAACGAUGUCGAGGCCUGGUUCCCCGGCUCGGGAGCAUUCCGUGAGCUCGUCUCUUGCUCCAACUGCACUGACUACCAGGCGCGCCGCCUCAAGAUCCGGUAUGGCCAGACCAAGAAGCUGAACGCUCGCACUGAUUACGUGCACAUGCUCAACAGCACGUUGUGCGCCACAACGCGCAACGUGUGCUGCAUCCUGGAAAACUUCCAGGUCGGCAACUUUUCCAACGGCGGUGGCGUCGUUGUGCCUGAAGUGCUGCGCCCCUACAUGCCCUCUCAGUACCGCGAGUUCAUUCCCUUUGUCAAGCCCGCACCCAUCGACGUGGAACGCGCUGCGGCUGAGGCCAAGGGUUCACUGCGAACGGUGGUCACCGGCAGUGCGAGUAACGUAUCGGGUGGCUCAGGCUACGCCGAUCACUCGGCUGGACUCAGCAUUGACCCGGCCAUCAAGGGUUAUCGCGUUCCUCUGGUUCGGGGUACAGAAGCAAACCUGCAAGGCUACGCCACCAUGUUCCCCGCCUCAAAAGAAGAUUUUGACGCAGCCAAAGUGGACAUUGCACAAUGGCCGCAGCUGCCGGGUCGACGCCCCAUCUGUGAAUCCAGCGGCCGCGCCGGAGGUGUUCGCGAGGGCCUCUUCACGUUUGCUUGGCACGACCGGGAGCUUCUUGCGAUCAACGAAGCGGUGGGCGGCAACUACACGACCGGUGUCAUCCCCACGUGUCUAUCUGCAACACCUCGCACCGAGUGCGUGACGCGCGAGGCCAACUAUCACCCCGACGGUGGUCAAAUUGUUUGCCCCCGGGAUGGGCAGGCUUACGUGGCGCUGCUAGCUCUUCCCAAGGACAAUGUGCGACCGGAAGACUUUGUGGCUUUUUAUUGCGAUGGCACCUUUGGCAUCCACAUCAACACGGAUGUUUGGCAUCAACCAGUGUACCCCAUUGGAGAAGAGGCCGUCUUUUAUGGCAAGCAGGGAGCUGUCCAUGCCUGUGCAGCUUAUGACAGCGUUGACGAACAUGAUACGUGGCUGCGUGUGCCUUUGGAGGCGCAGGACUGUCUCGAGGAAAUGCCGGCCCAUCUUCGGCCCUGA
Messenger RNA from Monosiga brevicollis MX1, 2664 nucleotides. RefSeq lists its product as uncharacterized. Gene Ontology annotation, biological process: seryl-tRNA aminoacylation; cell-matrix adhesion; allantoin catabolic process. The record is from RefSeq and is a predicted model, not a curated record. Bases 1 to 2664 code for a protein of 887 amino acids. Gene Ontology annotation, molecular function: ureidoglycolate hydrolase activity; serine-tRNA ligase activity; tRNA binding. Lineage: Eukaryota; Choanoflagellata; Craspedida; Salpingoecidae. Gene Ontology annotation, cellular component: extracellular region; cytosol. The transcript has 21 exons.